CUAUAAAAGCCAGAGCGACGAGGCAGUUCGCCAACAUUGUACAAUCAGCCAGAGAAGUGAAAAGUCUAUAAAGAAUACAGAGUGAAGAGAAGUUACAUUUGAAUUGCAUAAGACGGUGUAAACACAAGUGAUUCAGCGGAUAUUGAACUGCCAGAUUUGGAUUUUAUCAGUGCCAGACACACGCCAAGAAGGAUCAUCAGAGCCACGGUGAUAGUCAGUAAGCUGGCACCGCAUUCCGAAUUCAUAUCCCUGAGACGUGAAUCGAGAGAGAGAAUCAUGGUAUUGGAGGAGAAAUCACUGGAACCUGUUGAAAUGGGUCGCAAGCCGCAGAAUCUCGGACGGACGGUCCGGAAUGUGUUGCUGAGGGCGCAAACGGACAAGAGGACAAUUGUGGGUGUGGCGGCAGCGGUGAAGACACUCUCAUCUGCCCCCGAGGAUGCCCUGUUCUGCUUCCUGGCGCCGCCAUCCGCCGGCGACAGCGCCACACACAUGCAGGAGGUGCUGCUGCAGGCCUUCUGCUUCGAGAAUGACAUCUACAUCAUCAAGCUGGACAGCAGUGACAAGCUCAGUCGCAUCCUGGGCUCACACACCCUGGAAUCCUGCGCCCUGGUGCAGAAAUCCUGGCAGCAGGACGAAGAAGUGCUCACGACAGCCGAAGAAGACCUCGUAGAUCACUGCGAAGCCUUCUGGGAUGCCCCAAGCCAGCCCGUGGUGCGCCUCCCUGAGCUGUGAACGCCUUCGUGGAAGCCUGGGAUGGAAUCCCAGUUGGUGCAGAAAACAGACAUUUGACAAUGGAUCCAAAGGGUCGCGCCUAAACCACCCUUUUGCUCCUUCGUCAGAAGACAAUCAUUCCCCCCUGUGGAAUAUCCUCAUCAUGAGUCAUCUUCCUCAUCAGCCAGUGAUCAUGGAUGGCAAAGACAUCCUGAAAGCGCAUCACUCAACUGAAGAGAUAACAAGAAGAGAGAAAUUUCCACGAGAGAAACCAACAUUUGAGAGAAUUUCACAAUAUUGUCGAAUCUCCCAAAAUUUAAAUGGCACGCAGCAAAUUUUUCAAACUAUUGCUUAAUGUUCGAAUGUUUCUAAGAAGUAGAUAUACGUUAGAGUUUGAACACAGUAGAUUGCCGGAGGAAAAGAAAAUUGUCACUACCAUUGGCUUGAAAGCCACCAAAGAAACAGAUAAGAAAGAUAUUGAAUAAUCAGGCAAUAAUUAAUGUAAAAUGUAGUCCUUAUGGCCAAGUCUGAUGGCCCUAAAAUACUCAAAGAAAAAAAAACAAUUGUGUAAUGAAAUGAAUAAAUAAGAAAAUUACUCAAAAGAAAAA
This is a messenger RNA of Phlebotomus argentipes, 1319 nucleotides long. It is a transcript of the gene Gadd45, whose product is annotated as growth arrest and DNA damage-inducible protein GADD45 alpha. NCBI's taxonomy places the organism in Eukaryota, Metazoa, Arthropoda, Insecta, Diptera, Psychodidae. Gene Ontology annotation, biological process: regulation of cell cycle. The transcript has a single exon. Gene Ontology annotation, cellular component: cytoplasm; nucleus. The record is from RefSeq and is a predicted model, not a curated record. The coding region runs from base 277 to 732 and encodes 151 amino acids.